GCCUAAUUCUUGAUUCUUUUUGUAUGCGCAGCAAUUUUGCAAGAAGCUUCUUCACUACUUCAAUUCGCCUAUCUUCAACAUCGAGAAUUUUUUCAACGUCAAGUAAGACUUACAAGGCUGUACUUCAUCCGCCGUUCAAAAGUUGCAACUUUGCCUCUUCAAUGGCUUCCUUAGCCAUCGGUUCGCAGAAUGGAACAUGUCACUCUACAUCUGCAAAGACAGUAUUGGAAAUUCCAGAAGCGGUGCGAGGGAUGAAGGAGUUGCAGAAGGACUUGUUUCAGACAACGAUCACUCUAAGUGCAUUGAAGGUUGAGGCGUCAAAGAUCUCUAUCAUACAACGCAAAGUCAGAUUGGAGAAGUACCUGUUCAAAAAUUUAGGAAGAAUAAAAAGCAUAGCAAACGCGGAAGACGCCAAGCACAAGUUGUUGUUAUUUGAGCCUACCUUGGUCAAUGACGAAAGCAGUGAAUUGAAACAAAAAAUAGAGGAAAUGAUUAGAGAAUACGCAGGAGAAACCGAUUUACUGUGGGAGACGCGAACGUUUCCGAUAACAUUUGAAGAUUGGGACCUGAGACGAAUAUUAAGAGCUGUGUUACCAAAAGAUUUGGACUUUAGCAGUUAUAGUCAAGCAGGGCAUAUAGUUCACGUUAAUCUGAGGGAAAACCUUUUGCCUUUCAAGAAGGUCAUCGGGCAGAUUCUGCUUGAAAAGGUUGGGAAAUGCAGGACUGUUGUAAAUAAAAUUGACGGCAUAAGCAGUGAAUAUAGAAACUUCGAGUUAGACUUAUUGGCUGGUGAGCACAACUAUGUGACAGAAUUGAUAGAGGAUGGUGUGAGGUAUAAGUUGGAUUUUUCCAAGGUAUUCUGGAAUUCACGGCUUAGUCACGAACACGAACGAGUAGUGAAGAUGUUUGAAUCGAGGUCAUUAGUCUAUGACGCUUGUGCUGGAGUAGGCCCAUUUGUCUUGCCUGCUAUCAAGAAAGGGCGAAUUCGUCAUGCGUUCGCGAAUGAUCUGAAUCCGGAGAGCGUGAAGUGGAUGAAUGAAAACAUAGCUCUGAAUAAGAUCCCCUCCGAAAAAAUCAGCAUUUUCAACUUAGACGCUGCUGAUUUUAUUCGUGGUCCCGUUGCUGAUGAUUUGAACAAUAAAAUCACCAACACCAAUGCAGAGGAAGCCCAGCCGUCUGGCGCUUACGUUAUGAUGAAUCUGCCUGCAUAUGCGGUCAACUUCCUUCCUGCUUUUCGUGGAAUGUUAGCUAAUUUAGCAUGUUCCAAAACUCUUCCCGUGUUCCCUAUAAAGGUGUUUUGUUAUCUGUUUGCAAAGGCUCAUGAGGACGUGCCUGACAAGUGGUAUGAGCAGCAAGCUCAAAGGAUGGUCCGAGAUCUUGUCAAAGAAGAGGAAGCUGCUAUAGAUCUGAUUCACCAUGUACGCACGGUUUCAUCUCGAAAAGAGAUGUUUUGUGUGCAGUUGACUCUGUCUUGGGACUUCCUUACACAUAAAGAGAGUGGUGAGAAGAGGAGUUUGGAUGAAAGUGAAGAGAAUGUGACUAAUUCGAAAAAGAUCAAGUUGGACUGAAUUGUAGUCAUAUGUCCCGCAUUUCUAAGAAGACGUUUUUAGUUUGCUUUCAAUGUCAUCAUCCUUGUAUGGUUUGAUUUUGUUGAUUUUUUAAUUCGUUAUUUACUGUUUUGUUGAUUGUUACG
Cylicocyclus nassatus is the source of this 1693-nucleotide messenger RNA. The record is from the annotation of a GenBank genome assembly. Lineage: Eukaryota; Metazoa; Nematoda; Chromadorea; Rhabditida; Strongylidae.